Spinacia oleracea (spinach) is the source of this 2194-nucleotide messenger RNA. RefSeq lists its product as uncharacterized. The record is from RefSeq and is a predicted model, not a curated record. Gene Ontology annotation, molecular function: RNA binding. The coding region runs from base 565 to 1431 and encodes 288 amino acids. The transcript has 8 exons. NCBI's taxonomy places the organism in Eukaryota, Viridiplantae, Streptophyta, Magnoliopsida, Caryophyllales, Amaranthaceae.
UUGCGCGCGUGGGUCCCCCUUCUCGCCUUCCUUCUUCUCCAUUACCAUUUCCUCGACACUUUCUCUCUCCUCUCUUACUUUUCUCUGUAUAUCCUGUAAAUUUCGAACUCAUUUCUUCGCCAACUUCUCGUUAUGAUCUUCGUCUCCAAUUCUCUCUCUUUUGACUUUGUUUGACUCCAUUUUUAGGGUUUUCUUUAUUCUCCCCCUGUCCCAUCUCUUCUUAAGAAGAAGUAUUAUUCUUUUUUCUCUUUAAUAAUUCAAAUUUCUCCUUUUUCUGUCUCCUCUAAUUAUUAAAAGUCGUCUACUUUUUAUCAAUAAAGGUUUUUGAUUUUGAUUUUGAUUUUGAUUCAUCCUCUUAAAAAUCCACCUUAUGCUCUGAUUGGUCGAUUUCUAGGGUUUUUCUAGGGUUUUGUUGUUGUUGUUCUUCUUCUUAUAUACUGCUGUCUUCCUUCAUUUUUCAACCUUUAAUUUCUCUCUUUUUUUUAAUUUUAAUUAAAAAAACUGUAUUAUUUGGGUGAAAGUUCUCUAAAUUGGGUUUGUUCUGGUGAUCAAUCAAUUGAAUUGAUGGCGUAUCAGCCGAGUCCGGGUCGACCCGGAUCGGGAUCUAGCUCGGGUUCGGGGUUUCCGUAUUUGAAUUCGCCGUUCGGAGACACCACCUAUACCAAGGUGUUUGUUGGAGGUCUGGCUUGGGAGACUCAAAGCGAGACGAUGCGGCGGUAUUUCGAGCAUUUUGGUGAGAUUCUUGAGGCUGUUGUUAUCACUGAUAAGAAUACUGGUCGCUCCAAGGGCUAUGGUUUUGUGACUUUUCGGGAUCCUGAAUCUGCAAGGAGAGCUUGUGCUGAUCCAACACCAAUAAUUGAUGGACGGCGUGCUAAUUGUAAUUUAGCUUCACUCGGACGACCUCGGCCUGCUCUUUCGUUUGGACGUUUGAGGUCGCCUAGCCCCUAUAUUGGAAAUCCACGUGCUUCAAUGGGAGGUGUUGGCUAUCAGCAGCCCGUUCCGUACAACUACCAACAAGGAUAUGUAUACUCUAUGUAUGGGUUUCAGCCAUAUGGGCCUGAAUAUCCAUACACACAGGGGCUUUACAACCCUUACAUGGGUCAGCAGUACCUUCAGCUGUAUGGAGUUCCUGGAACACCAGGUGGACCCAUGUAUCCUUAUGGACAACUGGGCCAGUCAGUUCAAGGAGGUGGUUAUACACCAAUACAGAAUUAUCCAAUGCCAAGCCACCAGAUUGUGCAACUUGGUGGUCCUGGUGUUAACGCUAUGACAACGGCUUCUAUUCCCAGCAUUCAGUCACCGUAUCAUCCAGGCAAUUUUCUCCCCGUUAAAAGUGUAGUUUCCCCAGUUCCUGGACAACCUCAAUUUAUGAUCCACGGACAUUCUCCUCAGUUCAUUCAAGGUGGCAGCUCUGACCAAGCAACUGGGUGAGAAGACUGAUUCAGGCGAGAAUUGUGGUCAAUUAUUCAUGCUUGGCAGUUAUCCUUAGUUUGCAGUGGGACCAAGGCAACAGUUCUGCUACUUGAGUGGCGGGCUUCAAAUUUAGCCUUGCAAUUUAUCAUUUUGCAUUCUAGAGGUAAAACAUAGUCUUGGUCAUCAGAGAAGUCAAGUUUCUAAUUCGCUCUACAGCGGAGAGGAAUUAUGGAAGACAACGGUUUGUUCUUCCUGUAUCAUUCAUUGAUGCAUCUUAAAACCUUACAUUGUGGUCAGUGCUAUCCUCAACAAGAACAAGCUGCCCACAUAAUGCAUUUAAGUUGCUGGAAAAGGUAUCCAGUGGCCGUGUAAAAAUAAAAAAGUAUCAUGUACAAAAAGUACGAAUCCAUCUUAGAAUCAACAUAUGAUUCUUGUGUAGUAUUAUAGUCUAGUCGCUCCCGGCCAAUCAAUCUGGGUUGUAUAGAAUAUCUCUGAUGGUCAGUUCAUUUACAGGCAUGCAUGCAUCUAGUGUCAUCUGUAGGUAUCAUCCACGUCCUGUGCAUAUACUCUAGCUUCUAGCCAUUUCAUUUUCGGUAUAACAUCUGUCACAUAGUAUGUAUACAUGAAUGUAUAAUGUUGGUAGCCCGAUUUCAAAAUAUGAAAGACGGUGAAGACCAUUUUCAAUAGUCUCAAUUUAAGUAGCAGCUUUGUAUCUAAAUGUGCAAUUUGGCCAUUAGGUUCAAUUUAGAAAUUGUACAAGUGUAUUUCGGUCUUCUUUAAA